AUGCAAAACUUCAAAGGUAUGAAGUUUGAGAAAAACCUGAAUAUAUACACAAUGAAACAACAAGACUGCAGUAUGGAUCUAUAUCGAUCCUCCACCCAGUUACGAUAUUGUUCGUCGAAUACGACUGAAGAUCAUUGCAGCACGACAUAUGGAUUCAGUGCAGCUCCCGAUAACAAUUGGACGGAAUCACACGAAAUAACCACGCAAACAUUUGGCGAUAGAGGGGAUUCGACAGACGGAUACACGAACACAACACACACGCGCGAAUUUUUAAAUGGCAACGAAGUUACCGCCAACACAACGACACACGACCAAAGUCCGACAGCACCUCCAUCCGAAGCUACAGGUGGUGGGAUAUCCGAAUACGUUAGACCAGGGUAUAGGGAUGAUGUGGUAAUACCCAUUUGUGGAACGACAUUAAACAGUGGGAUUCCCGACUAUUCAAGGACGAGAGAUUACAACAGAGUCAUACCUCCUAGAAUCGAUCGGUAUAGUCACAUAACUCCCCGACAAAAUGUCAAAUUUGAAAGAGAUUGUCACAAUCUUAAUCAAAUAGACACUUCGAAACUUUCGAAUGCUGAAUUCCUUAGCUGGGUUGAUAAAUAUGAGAGGCUCCUAAAUACUGAAGAAAGAAGACAAGCAAACAAGAAACUCAAACACCAGCUCCUCAAAGGAAUACUUAUACUUUGCUUGGCCUUGAUCAUUAUUGGUGCAUUUAUAGGAAUGAUGCGCACUGGUACCCGUAAAAGUGCGAAUAGAUAUCUUCAUGGACAAGGAUAUAUUGGAAAUCGAGAAGAGAGUGAUGUAGACAGAGUCUUUAGAGUGAAUCCAUACUUAAACGGUGAAAAAAGUUUCGAAGACCUAGAUGAAAUGAGAAAAAGGAUAGAUAAGCAAAUCGCUGAUCUACAAAGAAUCCUAGAUAAUCAUUAGGUUAAUCCUUCGUUUCUCAUCGUAGCCCUACAUAAUCUUAGAGUGAGAUAAAAACAACGCUAAAAUUACGGAAAAACCAGAAUAAGUCUAGGCUUUUCACUACAGUUUUGAUGUUGAAUUAUAUAAAGACGAUUUAAAAAAUGUGUACAUAAUUUACUGCCUUAGUUUAUUUAUGGCAUUAAAAGAAUUUAUUAUUUUUUAACAAAUUAUUUUCAUAGUCAAACGUACUAUUACAAUAAGUAUUUAAAAUUGUAUUUACAACACUGUCUGCCUGAAAUCCGCUAAGACACGCGUACCCGUGCCAGAAAAUGCCACUUACGCCACUUGUAUCGUAAUGUACUAUUUACGUCUCACUGAAACAAUAAAUUAUAUGAACACUUGAACUCUCGGUAACAUUUUCAAAUAGCCCGCGUCUGUGUUUACACUAUAGGUUGUGUCGAAGAUAGCACACUAUAGCAAGUUCUGUUUAUACCACAUGAUAGCAGGUUUACCAUCGCAGACACAGUUGAAAUGUCGGAAAUUCCGAGUAAAAUAGCCAUAUAGUUAUAGCCACCGCGUCGGUUUAGUUCCAAGUGGUUCAGUAGCUUUGCAGCUGUCGUAGAGUCGUGAGCCAGUGCGCGUUGCAGUAUUUUAAGGCCUAUAUCUCACGACAUGUCGCAUACCGAUUUAACGACCAAAAAUUCAAAUAAUGAUUCGUACGAUCCUUCAUCGACCUCCGUGGCCGUUUCUUCAAAAGUUUACUCCUGCAAUCCAUCUGAAGAUCCGCCUCCAUCAUAUUUCGAAGUUGUUUGUUCAAAAAACUCUUCUCACAACCCUCUAUCCAACCACACACAUAAUCGCUCAAAUAAUUACACUAGCGAACCCGUAUCAAACUAUGGGACUUGUAGUUUAAAUACGCGAGAAGGAGAAAAUGUGCCGGCGAUCACAUUUGAAACUAUAGAAAAUAUAAAAAUUCCCACAGAUGGGUCAAUAAGAGAACAGCACAGAUCUACAUGCACAUUGGAUACUACAGAGGACGUAAUAGCAAUAACUGAACAUAGAAGGGGUUUAGCAUGGAGGUUUCCAUUAGUUUUCAAAAGAAGGAAACCUCCUUGUACAGGUCCUUUUGAUAGGUACUGGCGAUACGAGAGAAAAAAGAUCAAAACAAUUCCCACAGAUGGAGCAAUAAGAGAACAGCACAGAUCUACCAUCACAUUUAAUACCUCAGAGAAAAUAAUAGGCAUAACUGAAGAUAAAAGGGCAUGGAGAUUUACCCAUUAGAUUUAUUCCAAAAAAGAAAACAUCAUUGUUCAGAUCCUCUCUAUGAUCUCGAGGAAUGGGAAAGAAGAAGGACCAAAGUUAAAACGAAGAUAUCUUGAAUAAUUUUUCGCAGCUACAAUCAACUGACUAUAAUAAUUAUUUGAAAAACACAGAACAAGAAACACAUCAGAUUACUUUCUUCUCUCCGAAUUAGAAAACUUGCAUAAAAAAUCCAUUAGGUCCGUCAUGUGCAAGAUCAAAAAAUUAUAUUUUUAUUUUUUUGCUUACUCCUACCGGGAGCUUUAUAAUAGUAAAAUUUUCAGUUUCACUAAAACUUUAUAGAAACGUAUUCAGAGGUGUUUGAAGUUCGAAUCAUGCGUUUUUAGAAAAUGUCCGUACGGAUGGCUAUAAGUGUGUGUGUGUGUCCGUCUAUGUAUACCGUCAUGAUUCUGGAACUACACGACCGAUCGUAUUAAAAUUGGACAUGCGCAUGUAUGUUUUCUGAUUCUUAAUUUGGGAAAUUUUUUUCAUUUCAUGGCCAUGUGUGUGUGUGUAUAUAUAUUUUAUAAAAUAAUAUAUAAUUUUUUAUAUCAGUUAGAAAGCACUUACACAUUACUUUAUAGGCAUGCAAAGCACCUUUACUUUAUAAUCACAUCAAUAUAUUUUUUUCUAUUUAGAGAGCAUAUAUUGGAAUCGCAAUUUAUUUGACUGUAAUGAUCAUUGGUAUUUCGAUUGUAUUAAUUCUCAUGUCUACAAAAGGCACAGCACUGUACAAUUUUAUUAACUGGAAAGAUAAAGGUAAUGAAGAAACGCAGGUUAAAAAGUAAUUAGAAAAAUUUAUCAAAUCAUAGCAGACAAAUUGAAGCUUAAUACACACAACGACCUAUGAAGAUUUUUAAGCGAGUAUGAGUGAAGAGCAUUACUGUGAAUUGUAUUAUAGAUUUUAGCUAUGUCAAAAAUCAAAGCCUACUAGUGAUUUUAUUGUUUAAAAUUAAUAUUUUUUUUUUUGUAAUUUUUUAUUGUAAACAUCAUAGACACAUAUUAGACUUACUUGUUUAUAUUCAAAAUUAGUAAAAAUUUGGGCCUGGCAUUCGAAUAAGACUCUUUUGGCACAAUCGAAAAAGAAGAACAAAAAAAAAAGAGACAGCAUUUUUAGAAAUUCAGUAAGGAAUUCUUUUUUAUUGAAACGCAACUUAAACUAGAAAUUCCUGCACCAAGCAAGAUAAGCCAAUAUACAAUAUAAUGUUGCUUAUUUUUAUAUGUGUGUGUGUGUGUGUGUGUGUGUGUGUGUAGUAAAUAUAAGCGUAAAACUUAUAUUACGGACUGCUUAUAAUAAAAUAUGUAAUAUUGACUUUACAUUCUGAGUAAGAUUAUUCUUAGUGAGAUGCUAAUAAUAUAAAAGCCGUACUAUAAAGGACUGUUUAUGCCACUUGUAUCGUAUAUUCUACUAUUUUUUUAGAUCUAAGAUGUAUUUUCUAUAACUAAAAUAUUUAUACUUUUAUAUUAAAUUAUAAACCUAUGCAGUUUA
Messenger RNA from Nasonia vitripennis (jewel wasp), 3697 nucleotides. RefSeq lists its product as uncharacterized. The record is from RefSeq and is a predicted model, not a curated record. NCBI's taxonomy places the organism in Eukaryota, Metazoa, Arthropoda, Insecta, Hymenoptera, Pteromalidae. Bases 1 to 930 code for a protein of 309 amino acids. The transcript is spliced from 7 exons.